AUGUCCCGCAAGGCAGGGCAAACUUAUUUGUAAUAAAUAUCGAUCAAUAUUUUACUUUUUUACAAGGUAAUAAGGUAAAUUGAUGUAAUAAAUGGCUUCUCUUGUUUUAAUGAAGUCAGUAAUAUUAUCAAAAGCAUUACAAAGAAAGAGAAAAAUCAAAACUAAAAUGAUAACUAACAAGAUUUGCCGAGUAUGCAGGGAACCCACUGCCGACGCACCUAUAUUUAACAAUUGCUUAGAAUCUUAUCUAGCCAAAGAAAUUUUAUAUUUCUCUGGUGUUACGAUUAGUAAAUUGGACAAGUUCCCUCAUUUUAUUUGUGACACAUGCUAUAAACUGCUACAUGGAUGUAUUUUGUUUAGACACAUGUGCAGGCAAAGUGAUAAAGCAUUCCGGAAAACUUACUCCACUAUUGUAAAACAUCAAAAUCCACCCAUAAAUGUCCUACCAGUUGAAGUUAAAGUUGAAGAAUGUGUGUCAAAUGAUAGUUUUGAAAAUGAUAUGGAUGCAAAUAGUGCUGAAGAAAAUGACUUUACUGCAAAUAACAUAAAUGAAAUGGAUGCAAAUGACAGAGUCACAAAUUACACUGAAGCCAACUGUACAGAUGCUAAUAAAGAUGAAGAAAUAAUGGGCAUCAGUGGAAGUGCUGACUCUAGCAAUGUUCCUUCUCCACCUUACUCUGAAACUGGUCUGUGGGACUGCACUGAUUGCUCUAAGGAUUUCCAUAAUAUGGCUUCAUAUAAUAAGCACCUGACAAAGUGCAAAGCAAAGUUACAACAUGACAAACCAGACUCGACUGAGGUUUCGAAAAAACAAUAUUUGUGUGAAACAUGCGGGAAAUCAACACCAUCGAGAUCUAAUUUAGAAUCUCAUAAGAAAAUACACUACAAUUUUUUCCCUCACGCCUGUGAUUUAUGUCCGUACAAAGGACGCACAAAGAGUCUUCUCAAUCUUCACAAAAAAACUCACCUUGAAGUUAAACCAUUCAAAUGCAUGCUGUGUCCGAGAACAAUGACGUCCACCGGCAAUCUCAAGAAACAUAUGGAUCGUAUACACAGUACUACUAGCUUCAGGCCAUUUAAGUGUACCAGUUGCGACAAAACGUUUAAAAUUAAAUCCGAUCUAAAAAGGCAUUACAACGCGAUCCACGAAAAUCGUGGAUAUGCAGAGUGUGAAAUCUGUAAAAAAGUAAUAAGACAAAAGCAUAUUCGUAAACAUCUAUGGCGUAUUCAUAAAAUUCAGCAAGAAAAGUCAACCCUCCCCAACAAGCUGCCAUCCUACAUACUAUGUUCCCGGACAGCGCCUGUGAAAGAUUCAGUCUAAAAUCAUUCAUAGUACCUAUAAUUUACCUACCAAUGUGAAUAAAGUGGUAAAGAUUUACUACCCUUGUGAUAUUAAAAGUAAUUAAUGAUUAUA
Plutella xylostella (diamondback moth) is the source of this 1414-nucleotide messenger RNA. RefSeq lists its product as uncharacterized. Gene Ontology annotation, cellular component: nucleus. The record is from RefSeq and is a predicted model, not a curated record. NCBI's taxonomy places the organism in Eukaryota, Metazoa, Arthropoda, Insecta, Lepidoptera, Plutellidae. Gene Ontology annotation, molecular function: zinc ion binding.